Messenger RNA from Neofelis nebulosa (Clouded leopard), 949 nucleotides. It is a transcript of the gene BLOC1S2, whose product is annotated as biogenesis of lysosomal organelles complex 1 subunit 2. Gene Ontology annotation, biological process: endosomal transport; lysosome localization. Gene Ontology annotation, cellular component: BLOC-1 complex; gamma-tubulin complex; BORC complex. The record is from RefSeq and is a predicted model, not a curated record. Gene Ontology annotation, molecular function: gamma-tubulin binding. NCBI's taxonomy places the organism in Eukaryota, Metazoa, Chordata, Mammalia, Carnivora, Felidae. Bases 46 to 480 code for a protein of 144 amino acids. The transcript has 5 exons.
GCGCAUGCGCAGACAUCCACAACCGGAAGUAGCGCGGGGCCAGGCAUGGCGGCGGCGACGGCUGCCGAGGAUGUCCCGGCGACCCAAAGAGAGGAGCCUGUUCGAGACGAUGCCGCCGUGGAAACAGCUGAGGAAGCAAAGGAGCCGGCUGAAGCUGACAUCACGGAGCUCUGCCGGGACAUGUUCUCCAAAAUGGCAACUUACCUGACUGGGGAACUGACGGCCACCAGCGAAGACUAUAAGCUCCUGGAAAAUAUGAAUAAACUAACCAGCCUGAAGUAUCUUGAAAUGAAAGAUAUUGCUAUAAACAUUAGUAGAAACUUAAAGGACUUAAACCAGAAGUAUGCUGGACUGCAGCCUUAUCUGGAUCAGAUCAAUGUAAUUGAAGAACAGGUAGCAGCUCUCGAGCAGGCAGCCUACAAGUUGGAUGCAUAUUCAAAAAAACUGGAAGCCAAGUACAAGAAGCUGGAGAAGCGAUGAAAAACUCAUUCCUGUGGAACAAUGUCUUUUUUUUUUAACAUGGAGGAAUGUUUUAUAAGACCUGAAUGCUGAGGCUGAUGAAUUGUCAAAACUCCUCAAAAGGAAACUGUGAUGGGUCGUCCCAGAAACGUCCCAACAUUGGAGUAAACUGGAGGACUGUGGCUACCCCUGAACUUCUUUGGAGGCAGUAUCCCUCAGAAACCCACACUUAAAACUCCUUACCUUUUACUUGAAUGUUUCAUCAUCCACUCAGGACAGAGAGUCUCUCAAAGUUCAGGAUAAACCUGGGCUUGCCAGUAGAAUCAAAUGAGAGGACCUAUUUUCUCUCACAGUGGUUGAUUACUACAUUAUUUUCUUAAUGGUUGGUUUUUGAGUUUCUGUGUCGAUGGUUGUUUUUUUCUAUUAAUGAUGCUAAUGUAUUGCUAAUAAGAUCCUAAAUUAAAAAAGGAAAACAAACUUGUUCUUUAUA